Pseudophryne corroboree (corroboree frog) is the source of this 2433-nucleotide messenger RNA. Its product is annotated as E3 ubiquitin/ISG15 ligase TRIM25-like. The record is from RefSeq and is a predicted model, not a curated record. Gene Ontology annotation, molecular function: zinc ion binding; protein binding. Bases 85 to 1848 code for a protein of 587 amino acids. The transcript has 2 exons. Lineage: Eukaryota; Metazoa; Chordata; Amphibia; Anura; Myobatrachidae.
UCCUGUUUCAUCACCGGGCCCACAAUCACUGGAAACGCUGUACUGUCCAAAUCCUCCAGCACUGAGGCUUCCACUGCAAUCGCGAUGGCGUCUGCUGAUCUGAGACAGGAGCUGGACUGUUCCAUCUGCCUGAGCAUUUAUACAGAUCCUGUAACCCUGAGAUGUGGCCACAACUUCUGCCGGGUCUGUAUUGAUCGUGUGCUGGAUACACAGGAGGGGGCUGGAGCUUAUACCUGUCCUGACUGCAGAGCAGAGUGUCAGGAGCGUCCUGCACUGCAGAGGAACAUAACGCUGUGUAACAUAGUGGAGAGUUUCCUGUCUACUCGGCCAGACCAGGAGGAGACUGGGAUCUUCUGCACUUACUGUGUGGACUCUCCUGUACCUGCUGCUAAAUCCUGUCUGCUGUGUGAGGCUUCUCUGUGUGAUAAACACCUGAGAGUACACAGCAAGUCACCAGAGCACGUCUUAUGUGAUCCCACCACUGCCCUGGGGAACAGGAAAUGCUCCGUCCAUAAGGAGAUCUACAAGUAUUACUGCCCAGAGGAUGCUGCCUGUAUCUGUGUGUCCUGCAGGCUGGAUGGAGAACAUCGGGGACACCUGGUGGAGAUGCUGGAUGAGGCCUCUGAGAAGAAGAAGGAGAAGCUGAGGAAUGUUCUGCAGAAACUGACCACAAAGAGAGCGGAGACUGAGAAAAGAGCCCAGAGACUGCAGGAGCGCAGGAGAGAAGAUCAGGGAAAAGCAGCUGGUGUAAUAGAGACAGUCACUGCCCUGUUUAGAGACAUCAGGAGACAGCUGAAUGACCUGGAGAAGAGAGUCCUGAGUGAGAUCUCCAGGCAGGAACAGCGCGUUUCACUCUCAGUCUCUGAUCUGAUCCAGCAGCUGGAAAUAAAGAAGGACGAGCUGUCCGGGAAGAUGCGUCACAUUGAGGAGCUGUGUAACAUGUCUGAUCCAGUGACUGUCUUACAGGAACCAGACACAGGGGACUUGUGUGAUACUGAGGACACAGAGAGACAUGAUAACCAGGUCCGUGGUGCAGGAGAUCUGGAUGUGGGUCUCAUCUCAGGGACAUUACACACAUUAUCUGAUAUAAUAACAGGGAUAAAUACAGGGAUCUAUGUGCAGGAAGCUACAGCCCUAUUACUGGAUGUAACCACAGCUGGUGAUACAGAGUCUGAUAUAAUAACAGGGAUAAAUACAGGGAUCUAUGUGCAGGAGGCUACAGACCUAUUACUGGAUGUAACCACAGCUGGUGAUACAGAGUCUGAUAUAAUAACAGGGAUAAAUACAGGGAUCUAUGUGCAGGAGGCUACAGACAUAUUACUGGAUGUAACCACAGCUGGUGAUUAUAUACAGAUAUCAGGUGACAGGAAAACUGCAUCCUGGUCAUAUAUAAACCAGAAUCACCCAGUAACACCAGAGAGAUUUCAGUUUUAUCAGGUAAUAAGCAGCAGGAGAUUCUCCUCAGGGCGACAUGACUGGGAGGUGGAUGUCAGUAAGUCAGUGAUGUGGAUGGUGGGGAUAUGUUACCCCAGUAUAGACAGGAGAGGAUGGCAGUCACACAUUGGAUGUAAUAACAAGUCCUGGUGUGUGCGUAGGUAUAAUAAUCAUUACUAUGUGAGACAUGACAGGACAGAGAUCCGGUUACCUGACAAUAUCCCCUGUGACAGAGUGAGGGUAUAUCUGGAUUAUGGGGCAGGACAGCUGUCCUUUUAUUCUCUGUGUGACCCCAUCAGACACUUACACACCUACACUGCCGCCCUCACUGAGCCCCUCCAUGCUGCAUUAUGGGUAGCGGAUGGGUGUAUAACUAUAUGUGGGGGAGUCAGGAGCUGGGAGAAAUUACCAUAGAGAAUCUGCCCAGAGACUGGUGACAUCACGGGGAGGGGUAUAGGAUUGGGGGAACAUUCAGCCAAUAGAAUGAUGUAUUGGGUGGAGCUACAGCUGAGCCCCUCCCCCUGUGUUACCAUGUGACCAGUGUGUGGGUGUGUUCCCAUGUUGGUGUGGUAUGCUGGGUACACACUGACAGACAUAUCACCCACCCGGCUGUGAUGUCAUCACCGACAUAUCUAACGGCCAAUUGGUCAGUCAGUAUACUGUAGCUUACCUUAUUGGCUGCUCUGUCGGUGUGAUGGUGUGUCGGCAGACAUGUCGCUGAGGUGUGUACCCAGCCUUAGAGACUGUCAUUAUAAAUAUAUACAUAUACAUCUCUGUGGGAUUUCUCCACCUCUGACUCACUGACAGCUGUGAUUGGCUGCAAUAUCUGUCUGUCAGCCAGUCAGUGCUACGCUUGCUCCUAUUGGCUGUAUUGGGAUGAUGUCUCCUCCUACUGGUAAUUGUAGUACCAAGCUAUGGGCCUGAUCCAUGUUUGUAUAUGUAGCCCUAGGAAAGGGUUAAUCCUAAAAUAAAUAAAUAAAUAAAUAUAUGUGUAAUUUC